AAAAAAAACAAAGUAGUCGCUAUAACUUGAAUUUAAUGCGUAUUUCACAAUGAGUGCAUAAGAUUUCAUAGAUUCACUUCUAAAUAUAUUGAACCAUUUGUAAAUGAACACUAAAAAUAACUUGAGAUCGAAAGUAAUACAUUACCGGCGGCAAAGGAAAAUUAGUAUAAUCGAACCAUAAGGACAACAAAAAGAUGGGUGUUAAAGGUCUUAAUAAUUUUAUAACUCGAUUCGAAAAGAAUAUCAUCGAUCGGAUUGAUAUGCAUGACGAGAUUGAAAAUUGGAAAAUCGAUAACAAUGGAAAAGUGCCGCAAAUAUUAAUUGAUUUAAAGGAAGUAGCCCAUAUUUUUGUACAACGUGAUGAAAUUGGUGUGAUUCUGGGUGGCCGUUUCGAUUAUUACAAUAAAAUGUUGCGUAAUUUUUUGGAAAAUUUAAAAAAGACCAAUGUCAAAUUGGUAUUUUUUAUGGCUGGCACCAAGUACACCGAUGACCUUCAAUUUUUUAUUCCAAAACGGGAAUCUGAAUAUAUGAAUUGUUUGACCAUAUUCGACAAACUCGAAUCGAAAUCCGAUUUGAAAGCGUAUCUGGAUGAGAAAAAUAAAUUUUCAACGGACAUUCGUAUGUCAUUGGCAUUUGAUUAUAAUCUGAAGAAGCUGGUGCGCCGUUACGGUGAUUUCUAUGUGAAUCUCUUUCGGCAUAAUCAAGAAAUUGCACGUUAUGCAAAACAACAUGCCGACGAAGUAUUGGCGAUCAUUUCCAAUGAUACGGAUUUCAUGGCAUUCGAAGGUGAUUUUCAAUUUUGGAGGGCCAACGGCAUAAACAUCAAGACACUAACUGGCAUCCGUUAUUGCAGGCAUAAAUUACUCGAAAAACUACAGUUAAAUAUUUAUCAAAUGCCAUUGUUGAGUGCAUUGUGUGGAUCCAAUUUUCUUCCGUAUUAUGUCAUCGGUGAUUGGAUAAAUAAAUUGGUUGCAUCAAAUACUACCGAAAAUCGCGGAAAAAUUUGGAAUGUUUCAAUGUACGUAAAACGUCAACCAAUGGGAAUGGUUAAAAAUAAGCCAAAUUUCGAUUUGGAACGCAUCAGUUGUGAUAUUUUUGGACCAGAUUGCACACCUGAACAAUUGAACUCCAUUGAAAAUGGGUUAAAUUGCUAUGAUAUAAAUUUUAACGAUGAACCGGAACCGAAAAUGUCAUUUUGGAAAUUUUGUAAAAAACAUGACGCAUUCAUGUAUAAACUGGUUGUGGACGAUAUAUUCAAUGUAAAAGAUGUGGAAUUCAUUGAUUUCCGUAAUUAUAAGUCCAAGAGCUAUACGGAAUUGGUGGUACCCAUUUUAAUGAAAUUAUGUGGCAUUUUAUUGAAAGACCACGCACGACGUCGGGACACACGCAAAAUUUGCAUCAAACAUGCACAUGAUGAACCGUUCAAAGUCACCGAAGAAAAAAUCAUCUAUCCACCAAUGAAAUUGCCGGAAUUAUUUGAUUUGAUCUUCAAAAAUAAGGAGCGUAAUUUUGAUAAAUCUCGCUGGAAUCUGCUCAAUUGGGUUCUUGAUCUCGACGAUGAUUUUCCGAAGAAAUUUUUGGAGAAAAAAGAAUUUAUGGUGGUCAUUCUUACACUAAAAUAUUUAGUUCAGCAAGAAGAAUUGACGGCGAAACAAGCCAAUGCCAUUUUAUAUACGGAACAUAAAAUUCGUAAUCUUGGUUCAGCCAAAAUUGACUAUCCACAAACUCCUAAUGCUGAUUACGUUCGCAUCGCGCAUUUGUACGUAAAAAUCUACGUUUUGAUCUCUCAUUGCCUGGAUGUUUGUGGUCUACAUGAAAUGACAGAUUUGAUUCGAUUCGAAGGUCCACUCUUCCAUAAAACGAUGGAAAAAUUCGAUAUAUCCAACGAUUCACAAAUGCGAGUACUCCACUCGUCCAUUGAAUCAAUUUUCAUUUUUUCAUAGACUAAAUGCAUUAGCCAUACAAUUUUAAACAGUCUUUUGUUUUUAAAUCAAACAAAAUGCCAGUAUAUUUUGUACCACAUUUUAUUAUCCAUUUUUUAAAGCGUAAAUUUGAAGUGCACUUACUAUUUAUAAUAUUUGAAAUAUUAUCUUUGUGAUGAAAUCAGAUCUAAUAAUCAUUUUUAUUUACAUUAGUCAUUUUGUGCUUGUCAAAGAAGUAUAGUCAUUAUUUAAUUUUAUUUCGUAUUUGUAUAACAGAUUCUACAUUGGCUGAAACUGAAAAUGGAAAUAGCGGUUUCGAAGUAAGAGAUCGUUCCAAAGUGUCUUUGGUAUGACAUUUUAUUACAAACAUAGAUUGGCUAUUUUCACUUUUAUUAUCAGCCACUUAUAUGUUUGAUGUAAGCUGAUAAAAUUGUGAUUGUUCACCAAAACUCCAUAAACUCCACCAAUAUUACAAUUCCAUUUGAAUUCAGAUUUUAAAAAUAUUAUUCUGUGUUUAGCUCUAAUAUGACAAUAAAAAUGUAUCAACCGAAAAAUAAAUUAAUUAUUUUAUAAUUCCGAAAGUAUCCCAACAACGUUAUGAGUCAUAAUUUAUGACAGUAAAAAACAGAUGCUUAAUAAAACAUUUUCAAACGGCUUGUCGAAUCGUUGGAGGUAGACCUAGUAAUGAAUACUGCUCAAUGACAAUCUUCGUUGUAAUUAAUUAUUGACGACAAACCCGAUGUAGUUUCAAAUAUUUCUAGA
Contarinia nasturtii (swede midge) is the source of this 2684-nucleotide messenger RNA. RefSeq lists its product as uncharacterized. The coding region runs from base 195 to 1943 and encodes 582 amino acids. NCBI's taxonomy places the organism in Eukaryota, Metazoa, Arthropoda, Insecta, Diptera, Cecidomyiidae. Gene Ontology annotation, cellular component: nucleus. The transcript has 8 exons. The record is from RefSeq and is a predicted model, not a curated record.